AUGGACAUUACGGAUUACAUUUUUAAAGAGCGCGAAGAAGUGCUCCUUGCCGGAGACCAUAAUGCCUACCGCGCGCACGCGACACGCAAGCUUCAUAAAUUGCGUAAGAAGCUGGGCCAGGCCACUGCGAAAGGCCGCAAGUACACUGCCAAACCAGCAGUAACAGCCGAAAACAUUGCAGCCAAUGUCUCUUAUGCGCACCUUCUCCUUCUUGGAUCUGAACGAGCCUGGGCGCAAGCCAUGCACGAGAAGUCAACGCACUCCGCAGAUCCAUCGGCCAAGGGAAUCACGGGUGCAGCGAGGCGUCACAUCAUCUCCCGACUUCAUAAAGCGACCGGUUAUGCGCAACACCUUGUGAGCUUGCUCCAUGAUCAAGCGGUCACUGGUGCCACGGACAUCGAUGUUUUGGAGGCUCGGGCUUACCUGGCCACAAUUUCCGGUGCGCUGUGGUUGGAGAAGCAUAAGUGGGAGCAGUGUCUGCACGACUUCGCUAUUGCACGUGUGGUCUAUACCGCCCUAGGACAGCGCGAGAAAAAGGACUCCUUCCGUGAUCUCCUGACUGGAACUGUCGAUCCUAGCCUCCGUUAUGCGGCUUACCAGAUGAAGCUGCCGAGGUCUAAGCCAAGUUCGUCUCUGGCAAUUGAAUACUUCCCUUCAGACUCCAAUAUCCGUGGGGAAGUUGAGAAAAUUGACCCAUCCUGCCUUGCUGAAGAAGCAGCAGGAACGCGACGCACUGCUGAGGGGGAGGUACAAAAACUCCCUGAGUCUAUUACCUGGAGAUCCCGCACUGUCCCGCUGGAGGAUGCCUCAAUUUCUCAGGCUUUAGCCGCCGCCUCUGCCGCAGAAGACGGUCUCAGUGAAUGGUUAGCUGGGGAAGGCAAGUCCGCCAGCGCCAAGGAUCGGGCCGCUGCAUACGAUAGUGUGAUUAUUGCAAGCCAGGAUGCAGUCGAUGCUACAAAGAGUGCCAUUGACGAUCUGACCAAUGAGGGUGUGGACCCCGGCGAUACACGCUUGCAGGCACUCCAAAUUACUCGGACAGCAGUCAACUACAGUCUUGUAGGAUGGCGUGUUGGCCGAAACCGUGUGCUUUGUGGUGAGCAUGAUGGCUUGUCAAUUGGCGAGGAUGCAGACGCCAAAGAUAUUAAGCACAGCGCGAGCAACGGGAAAAAGCUGAAUAAACUCCGAGAGCGUGUGGUACUCUACGACUCGACCUUGCAGAGUCUGGACUUCAUUCUCGAUUUACCAGGUGUUGCAGCUGAUGCAGCAUUUGUGAAGGAUGUGGAAACCAAGCGCUGCUAUUUCCGGGCUCUGCGUUGCUUUACUUUGGGCCGCUCGUACAGUGUCCUUAGCAAGCCCACCGAAGCGUUGGCCCUUUUUGCUCGGGCCCUUGAACUCUCUGGCUCUGCUAUUCCGUCUUCUUCUGCCAGCUUCCAGGGUCCCCCACAACUCGAAGUCUCGAAGCCACAAGUCGAGAACCUGGCAUCGACCCUUCGUGGACUUGUCGCCCAGUAUCGCGGUCUGGUGACCCUCGAACGCCUUGGGGCCAAGUCCGAUUCGAGCCAAGGCCUCCCUUUGGUGGAAUCUCUCCAACAGUUCAGCGCGGUGGAUCUUAACAAUCUCGUGCCUUAUCCACCCCAGAUGCAGCCCGUACCCGUCAAGCCGCUAUUCCUGGACGUGGCGUGGAACUACAUCGACUACCCGCGCCAAGGCCAGCAGGCAUCGGUACAAGCUCCUGAACAAGCUCCUUCUGCGGUGCCUGAGGAGAAGAAGCGAGGAUGGUUCGGAUUCGGUGGGCGCUGA
Messenger RNA from Penicillium diatomitis, 1800 nucleotides. RefSeq names its product signal recognition particle subunit SRP68. The transcript is spliced from 3 exons. NCBI's taxonomy places the organism in Eukaryota, Fungi, Ascomycota, Eurotiomycetes, Eurotiales, Aspergillaceae. Gene Ontology annotation, molecular function: endoplasmic reticulum signal sequence receptor activity; signal recognition particle binding; 7S RNA binding. The record is from RefSeq and is a predicted model, not a curated record. Gene Ontology annotation, biological process: SRP-dependent cotranslational protein targeting to membrane. The coding region runs from base 1 to 1800 and encodes 599 amino acids. Gene Ontology annotation, cellular component: signal recognition particle, endoplasmic reticulum targeting.